GAAAACUUGAAGAGCUAGAGAGACAUCCAUAUAAUGAAUAUAAUUAUCUGCCAAUAAGAAAUAGUUGUUUUGUAUAUUAAAAAGUGCACAUCAGUAGGACAUUGUUUCUUUUUCUUUCUUUCUUGAUAAAUAAUGGUUAUCAAAUUUUUGUUGUAAUGACAACACUUAAGAUAAUGGUAGGAAAAAAAAUAAGUAAUCACAAAUUUGCAAAAAGUUUCCUCGAUCCUCUUUCUUUAUUAGGUCAUCAUUUGAGCAUAAAGUCAAAAAGAAGUCAUAUACAGUUAAUGGUUAAAGUCAUGCCAUUAAGCUUGUUAAGUAAAAAAGAUAUGACGAACGAGGUUUGAUUCUCGAAAAUGUAAAAUCUAUAAUGGAUGCUACAACUCCAUUGGUUUUAAUAUGUUUAUCCUCCCCUUCAAGAAUGAACCGCAUCGUUUCAGAAUCAUUACGCUUCUACAAAAUAUUUUCCCUACAUUUGUAAACAAUUAAUUAAGUAAAAAAAGAUUCUGAGUGUUACUAUACUAAUGUAAAAAAAAAGAUUAUGAGUAUUACUAUACCAAUGUAGGUCUCUGUGCUCAAACUCCAAAGCAGCUUCUGCCACUGUCUAAGCAAUGGUAACCUGAAUACAUCAUGAAUUGAUUACCCAUUGGGAAAAAAUAGUAUCUUUAGGCCACUUGACCGUAUAAACAAACCUGAGCAAGCACACUCUGAGCUUCUUGGAAGCACCGAAACUCAAAGCUCUUGAGAUCCUGACCGCCAUUCUUUUGUGCAGAUACAACAAAACGCUAAGGGAAAAAAGCAUAGGAUUGUUAGAUUUGAUGAAAAUUUUCUUCUUUUGUAUAGUAAAUGAAUCAUCAUAAAGUAACAAUCCGGCCGCCAGAUGACUCUGAACUCCUUGUAUUGUGAUUUUUUUCCCAUUUUCUCUGUGCUCUUACCAUGGCAUCACAUUGCCUUACACUGUGUAGAAAAAGAAUGGACAUAAAAACUACAAUAAUUUUUUAAGGUAUAAAAAUGAAAUAAAAGGAAUUUACAAAACUGAAAUUUCUAUCCAACAAAAUUAUACAUCAUUAUAAUGACAUUUUUAACUCUAAACAUAAGGUAAUUAGUAUUUUGUACAUCUGAAUUAGCUAACAUCAUAAUAUAUGUUUUCGUAUAUGAAAGAUAAUUUUUUAUUAUCAUUAAACAUAUUUCCAUUGUUUUGCUCAUGGUUUAUACAUUUUUAUAAUUGGCUUAGGUGUUGUUUACUUCUGAUCUAAUCGACUUAAUGGACGCAUAACUUAAUGUAGUCUCUUUUUACUUAAUAAGUUCAAAAUGUCUUAACCGGUAAAGUGGGAACAUGUUCACUUGAUUGGUCCAUCGAUAACUUAGACCUUGUUUUUUUUUUAUCUUUUUUUUUUUCAUUAAGUAGUGUCUGUGUAUGAAUAAUGUUCUGAAUGAGAAAAUAGUAGCCUGUUUGGAUAAACUGAUGGAUACAAAUAGACAGUUUCUUUUUUUUAUAUAUAUACAGAAAAUGACAAUUUUAGCCUUCUGUUUAAAAAAUCAAUGUUGGAUAACAAUGGACACAUCAUCCAAUAGUUUGCUAUGAAGUGAAUUCAAGGGCUAUAAGAAUGAUAGGAAAAGGAUUACAAGAAAAACAUAACGACUUUACUAGCCAUUCAAGAUGCUAGGAUCUCCUGAUUAAGAUCCCAAAUGAAAACAAUAAGCAAACUUAAAUAAUUAAAUUACCAGAAUUGCCCUUGAACAAAUUGCAUGCUAAUUUGCAUUGGACAAAGUCUCCUUUCUACCCCUCUGCUUGUCCCCCCCACCCCCCCCCCCCCCCCCCUUUUGUCCUCAAGAAGGUGGAAAGAGGGAAAGACAUCAAUAAUUUAAGUUUUAAAAAAUAAGUAGUAAUUAAAUAAGAACUUCAUAUUUGUAAUAUCCCAUAUAAUAUUUUAAUGUAAAUUUGUAUUGUAUAUUAAUAAUAAAAGUAUAAGUAUUAUAAAAUAUAAAUGGUUCGGGGAUGGAAAUGGGUAAAUGAGACCGAUUAUGGGAUCUGGUAAUUAGGUGGGUAUAACCAUCCCAAACCCACAAUUUUUUUAGAAAACAUUCUAUAACCAUUUAUCCGACCCAAACCUUGUCCCAAAAGUUUUGGAUUGAGUUGGGUCCAAGUAUUUUUACAUUCUUAGUAACUUUAAAUAAACCAAAUUGCCAAUAUUGAAACUUAGAUCUUUCAUGUGUUUGUCUUCCUAAUAUUUCAUCUUUUGCCGGGCCAACAAGAGAUUGAGCUUCAAUUCAUCCAAGAUAGCUUCCCUUUCUUUAAGUUGAUCCUCAAACAAAAACACAGUGGUUUGUCUUGCUGCAUGGUGGACCAGGUUGGGAGGCUCUCAUCCAUAUAAUACCUUAAAAUGAGCAUACUUGGCAGCCGAAUGAUAAGAAAUAUUGUACGGGUAUUCAGCCCACGGUAACCAUUGGGAUCAGUUCUUGGGUUUACCUUGAAUACAAAAAAGAAUUUAAACUUCUAACGUUUUGUUGACUACCUCAGGGAUGGUAUACAAUGCUUUUUUUAAGGAUCGUGCCUUGCAAACGAAAUAGUUCACGCCAAAACAGAAUCAUGGAAAUCUUGUACUAAUGAGUUAUGAUGGAAUGUGGAAAACCAUGAAGCCUCGCAAUUUCUUUGAUGAAUAGCAAAGCAACUGUGGCAGCAGUAAACGGGGCUUCAAGCUUAAGAAGGGUGUGAACUUGGACAGGCGAUCCACCACCACCAACAUUGUAUCAAUGCCUUGGAACUUUGGUAAUCUCUCCACGCAGUCCACGGUGAUCUCUUCCCAAACUAAAUUUAGAUGUACGAGUGGCUGAAAAAAUCCUGACGGUGCAAUGUUGAGUGUUUUUGUUACUACUAUACUUUACAUUGUUGCACAUAUUUAUUGAUAUCCUUUUGAUAUCCAUCAUGUCCACCCAUAGUAUCAUGGUACUCAUGUAGCAACUUUGGCAUUAGGGAAUAAGUCUACAAGUGUUCCUUUAUAGAACAAUAAGUCUACGGUAAUUCAUUACAUAUGUGGAUUAUUAGCAUAAAAUCUACUUCUAUCUUGUGAUUAGGCAGAAUCAGAUUUGCAAUUGCAUUUUACCCUUCUGAUUUCACCAAGAUUUCUUGAUUUUUAUAAAAAAAUGAAGGCAUCUGUGGAGUACAAUUCAUAGGUUUUGAAGCAAUAUAUUGAAGAAUUGUAUUGGGGCUCUGGUAAACGUGUGAUGUUGCUUGGUCAUAGCAAGGCUGCUGUGGAUGUUGCAGCUGCAUUAUCACAUUAUUGGUGUGAUCUUAAAGAUAAAGUUGCAGGAUUGGCGCUUGUGCAGAGUCCUUAUGGUGGAACCCCAAUUGCAUCUGAUAUCAUGCGUGAAAGCGAAAUUGCUGAUAAAGAAACUAGAAGAAUCAUGGAACUCAUAGUCUGCAGGAUCAUCAAGAUUCUUGGAUCUAUUCUAAAACUUUUUCUUGAUGGUGCUAUCGACGGUGCAAAAUAUGAAGAUGAAUGUCGGACAGUUCUUGGCACGUGGUCGUUUCCCGUCUUCACAUUAGACAAACUGAUAGACAAGCUUACAAAAUUCCUGCUGGCUAUUGCAACAGAUGAGGAAAGUCAACACUUUUGUUCUUGGACCAGGUGCUUGAGAAGAUUUGUAAUUCUACUUGCAUAUAUGAUCAAGUAUUGUGAUAUUGCCCAUACUGGUGGAUCAAGGACUAUAAAAUGCAAGAAUGGAUCAAAAAAAGCAGAAGCAAAAAAGAAAAAAAAACCCAAAAUCCCAUAG
Molecule: messenger RNA, 3771 nt
Organism: Lactuca virosa
Lineage: Eukaryota; Viridiplantae; Streptophyta; Magnoliopsida; Asterales; Asteraceae
Source: the annotation of a GenBank genome assembly